Microtus ochrogaster (prairie vole) is the source of this 2465-nucleotide messenger RNA. It is a transcript of the gene Otx1, whose product is annotated as orthodenticle homeobox 1. Gene Ontology annotation, cellular component: nucleus. Lineage: Eukaryota; Metazoa; Chordata; Mammalia; Rodentia; Cricetidae. Gene Ontology annotation, molecular function: RNA polymerase II cis-regulatory region sequence-specific DNA binding; DNA-binding transcription factor activity, RNA polymerase II-specific. Gene Ontology annotation, biological process: multicellular organism development; regulation of transcription by RNA polymerase II. The record is from RefSeq and is a predicted model, not a curated record.
AUCCGUCGGGGCGCCUCCACCCGGCUGUUAGCAUGAUGUCUUACCUCAAACAACCCCCAUACGGCAUGAACGGGCUGGGCCUAGCUGGCCCAGCCAUGGACCUCCUGCACCCCUCUGUGGGCUAUCCUGCCACUCCGCGGAAGCAGCGACGGGAACGCACCACCUUCACGCGCUCACAACUGGACGUGCUGGAGGCGCUUUUCGCCAAGACUCGCUACCCAGACAUCUUCAUGCGAGAGGAGGUGGCGCUCAAGAUCAACCUGCCUGAGUCCAGAGUCCAGGUUUGGUUCAAGAACCGCCGCGCCAAGUGCCGACAGCAGCAGCAGAGCGGGAACGGAACGAAAAGCCGGCCGGUCAAGAAGAAGUCGUCUCCAGUGCGGGAGAGCUCGGGCUCAGAGAGCAGCGGCCAGUUCACGCCGCCUGCGGUGUCUAGCUCUGCCUCCUCGUCUAGUUCAGUGUCCAGUGCCUCUGCCAAUCCGGCGGCUGCUGCGGCCGCUGGCCUGGGUGGGAACCCGGUGGCUGCCGUGUCCUCUCUGAGUACGCCUACCGCUUCGUCCAUCUGGAGCCCGGCCUCCAUCUCGCCAGGCUCAGCGCCGGCAUCCGUGUCCGUGCCAGAGCCACUGGGCGCGCCAACCAACGCCUCGUGUAUGCAGCGCUCGGUAGCCGCAGGUGCUGCCACUGCAGCGGCCUCUUACCCCAUGUCCUAUGGCCAGGGCGGAAGCUACGGCCAGGGCUACCCCGCACCCUCCUCUUCUUACUUUGGCGGUGUAGACUGCAGCUCCUACCUAGCGCCCAUGCAUUCUCAUCACCACCCGCACCAGCUGAGCCCCAUGGCACCCUCCUCCAUGGCUGGUCACCACCACCACCACCCGCACGCACACCACCCACUGAGUCAAUCUUCAGGUCACCACCACCACCAUCACCACCACCACCACCACCAAGGUUACGGAGGCUCUGGGCUCGCCUUCAACUCUGCCGACUGCUUGGAUUACAAGGAGCCUGCCGCUGCCGCUGCCGCUGCUUCCUCUGCCUGGAAACUCAACUUCAACUCUCCCGAUUGUCUGGACUAUAAGGACCAAGCCUCGUGGCGGUUCCAGGUCUUGUGAGCCCAGGAGUGAGAGGAAGUGGAGAAGAAACGCAACUACCUGCGCCCUCCGUGGUCCCCAUCCUGUUGCUGCUGCUGCACCGCUCGCCUUCGCCUUGGCUUUUCCAAAACUGAAUUUUCACGCCCCCAAGACGUCCAUUGCCUGCACUGCCGCUCCCGUCUUUGUGCCAUUUGCUUGGGUUGGGGGGUGUAGACCCCUCUCCCCCUUGGAGGUGGGGCCCGGUGCUUCAACUUGGCCCUCAGUUUCUUCAUGGGAUGGCAGUGUGCUCUCCCGCUCGACUCGUGCGUCACCCCUUCAAGUCUUUCUGGACAGCUUUUCUGCACCUGGAGCCUUCUGAGGCUCCUCGCUCUGACCCUCUCUGUUUUGAGCUCAACAGUUUUAUUUAUUCUUUCUGGACACUGAAGUCACUAACUGGCGUAUUAUCUACCGUUUGGAGUGCACCCAUACACACUCCUCCAAAUCAAACCCACCACUGUCUCUCUUAGCAGACUGUCUCCCUUCAGCUGCCCUUGAUCCAGCCUCCCCAUCUGCAGGCCAGAGCGUCCAGCAUGUCCACCUUCCCAGUGGUGAGCGCUGAGCCAGGCCUUUGGGAGGAGGGUGCUCCAGCCUCCUUCCCUGCCCUGCGCUGGACUGAUUCAAGCUUCUGCCUCGGCGGGAAUGCUGUACAUAGUCGGGUCCGUUCCAGGGACCACUUAAACUUUUUAGUUGCUGUUGGUUGAACUGAGCAUCUCUCUUGUUUUAGCGUCCAGGAAACAGAACUUUAAAAAUAUAUACAUCACAUAUAUAUAUACACAUAUAUAUAAAACAAAAGCAAAAAAAUAUUUCCCCUUUGUGCCCAUUCCUCUUUCUCAAACGAUGGCGACUCUUAUUUUUCAGUUGUCACAAGCUGUCCUGCCCCCUCUUCACAUCUCCCUUUGUGUAUUUAUUAAAGAAACCCGCUUGGUUCCUGGAAGCUGGGCGCUGGAGGAUCAGAAGUGAAGGAAACAGCUAAGUCGGGGUACAGGGUUGGGGUAGGCUGGGCCGGGCAUAGGACUGAGCCCUUCACCCAAGUUUCGGCUUAGAAACAAACAAAAGAGGUGAAAUUACAACAUUGUGAAGCCCCGAGUCCCAGGUCCAGUUCCUCUGUGGGUAUCUCUCUCUUUAAAACACCCCUGUCUGUUUAGUGAGUUUUUAGUGACCCUCCUCUCUCCGAAAUCUGCGGAGAGCACCUGUGUAUCUAUGAGUUUUGGUUUUGGCCGCUUGGUCCAGUAGGUGGGAAAGUAAUUUGUAAAUUUGAUUUGUCCGAUGUGAAGAUCACAAAUUACUUGUUGAGAUGUAAGGCAGUCCGUCUCCUCUUCCUCUUUAUCUACAUUAUUUCCC